AUGGCCAUACUCACUCGGCUACCAGUGACUUCUGUUGCUGGGACCGCAGCCGUCGCAGUCCUCGUCACUUUGCUGGCCCUGGUGGUACGCCGGAGACUGCUGCAUCCACUCCGUUCGUUCCCCGGACCGUGGCUCAACAGCAUAUCGGAAAUUCCUGCGGCUUAUGCUCUGGCUACCGGUGUUCAACACUCCUACUACAGAGAUCUGCACGCAAAAUAUGGUUCGGUGGUAAGGGUCGCCCCGGGCGAGCUGAGCUGUAUCGACGCCGACGCAUGGGAGGAGAUUUACGGCAUCAGGAAAGGUGGCGCGAACAUGGAGAAGAGCCCGAUCUUCAUAGGAGCAGUCUCACCCAUGGACGGACAGACCGGCAUCAGCCUCGCACCGAACGAGGCACACAGUCGCCAGCGAAGGGCGCUGGCGUAUCCGUUCUCCAACGGCGCGUUAUUGCAGCAGCAGGAAAUCCUUCAGCGUCACGUUGACAAGCUCAUCGCCGCCCUGAGAAAGAUGGCGGCGGACCGUCGCCCCGUCGACUUCUCAGACUGGUACACAUACACGACAUUUGACAUGAUGGGAGACCUCUGUUUCGCCGAGCCCUUUGGGUGCUUGGACCAGGAAUCGGCGACGGAAUGGUCCACUUCCGUCAUCAAUGUCUUCAUGUCUGCCGCGUGGGACCAGGCCAUCCGCCGCGUGGCAGGAGUCGGGACGCCUCUGACAAGGUUCCUCGUCAAGCUGCUCAUCCCGGCCAAGGCCGCGGGCUGGCGCAAAACGCACUUCUUCAACUCGCGGGAGAAGACGCUGCGCCGCCUCGCCGACCCUGACCGCGACCACAAGGACCUCAUCUACCACAUCCUGCAGAACAACGAGUCGAGGAAGUCGCUCUCCGAGACCGAGAUCAUCCUCAACAUGGUCCUCAUGAUCAGCGCCGGGACCGAGACGACGGCCAGCCUGCUGACGGGCUGGACGUACUACAUCUGCUCGCACCCGGAGGCCUACGGUAAGCUGGUGGCCGAGAUCAGGGGCAGCUUCGCGUCGAGCGCCGACAUCAAGUGGGAGACGGUUAAGGAGCUGCCAUACCUGAACGCCACCAUCAACGAGGCGCUGCGUCUGUUCUCGCCUGCGGCCGGUAAUCAGCAGCGCGUCGUCCCCGCCGGGGGCGCCACCCUCGGCGGCCGCUUCGUCCCCGCAGGCACCACAGUUGCCGUCGCGCCGUGGGCGGCCUCCCACUCGAGCCUGAACUACGCCGAGCCGGACGAGUUCAGGCCGGAGCGCUGGCUGGGGGACCCCAGGUUCGCGGGCGAUAAGCUGCAUGCCUCGCAGCCCUUCAGCCUGGGGCCCAGAGGUUGCAUCGGAAAGAACCUGUCCUACUUUGAGAUGAGACUCAUCAUGUCACACCUUCUCUGGAACUUUGAUGUCGAGUUGGACGGCGGGAAAUCCGGCGAGAGCGGCAGGGCGUGGGACAUGGACGGCGAAGGGAAGAACAUGAAGGUCUACCAAACCUGGUUCAAGCCGAGUCUGUUCAUCAACCUGAAAGAGGUCAGCCGUUAG
Messenger RNA from Colletotrichum higginsianum IMI 349063, 1545 nucleotides. Its product is annotated as Cytochrome P450 monooxygenase. Gene Ontology annotation, molecular function: iron ion binding; heme binding; oxidoreductase activity, acting on paired donors, with incorporation or reduction of molecular oxygen. The transcript has 5 exons. The record is from RefSeq and is a predicted model, not a curated record. NCBI's taxonomy places the organism in Eukaryota, Fungi, Ascomycota, Sordariomycetes, Glomerellales, Glomerellaceae. The coding region runs from base 1 to 1545 and encodes 514 amino acids.